UCGCUGUCUGAACGAACGCUGACGUCAGUGACUUGAUUAUUUUUCAGACAAAAUCAACUAAGCGGCGAGCUAGUUUUAUAUAAUUUGUACAUAAAUAAAAUAACUAGUGUUUCAUAAUAUAAGUUUUUUGAUUCUUUGUUAAAAUGGCAUCGGCGCCUGAGACUAAAACGAUAGAAACGGAGACUGCUACACCUAAUUCUAGUUUCAUAUAUGAAAUUUUAUAUAGUCCGGUAAAUUUGCUGUUAACUGUGAUUAUUGUUGUAUUGGUGUAUAAAAUAUUUAGAAGCAAGUUCGGAAAAGUGUACGUGGAACCACCGACGCCGGAGCUUCCAAAAAUUAGAAAAGACAUGACAGUAGCAGAACUGCGGCAAUACGACGGCACACAGACCGAUGGUCGGGUUCUGGUGGCGGUAAACGGGUGGAUAUUCGAUGUGACGCGAGGACGCCGCUUCUACGGACCCGGUGGUCCAUAUGCAGUUUUUGGGGGGAAAGAUGCAUCACGAGGCUUAGCUACGUUCUCUGUGACAUCGACAGAUAAAGAGUAUGAUGACCUCAGUGACCUUAAUUCUAUGCAGAUGGAAUCUGUUAAGGAGUGGGAAGCUCAAUUUAGAGAGAAAUAUGACCUCGUGGGUAGAUUACUUAAACCUGGAGAAGAGCCGACGAACUAUUCAGACGAGGAGCCAGAGGAAACCGACAAUUCAACCAGCAGUCCCGACGACAAGAAAGACCAAUAAACUUAACCGGCAGUGACUAUCGAUGGGUUAACCAAACAAAUAUGACUGUUAUUGCAAUUUGUAAAUCAUACAAUUUUUACUUACAAGAUUUCAAAGUUAC
Molecule: messenger RNA, 834 nt
Organism: Vanessa tameamea
Lineage: Eukaryota; Metazoa; Arthropoda; Insecta; Lepidoptera; Nymphalidae
Gene: Pgrmc2
Product: membrane-associated progesterone receptor component 1
Exons: 3
Coding region: 144-734 (196 amino acids)
Cellular component (GO): endomembrane system; endoplasmic reticulum; membrane
Source: RefSeq, a predicted model, not a curated record